AUGCCUCCAAUCAGCGCCCCCGUGACCGCCCAAGAGCUGGAGACUCUUUCAAAUAAGGCCAUUGCUGCAAAAUCAUCAGCCUAUUGCCCGUACUCUAAAUUCCGUGUCGGCGCUUGUAUCCUCACAGCGUCGGGGGAGUUUGUCGUGGGUGCAAACGUUGAGAAUGUCGCAUACCCUGUUGGCACCUGCGCAGAGCGUGUUGCCUUUGGCACGGCUAUUGUGGCGGGUCACAAGGACUUCAGAGCCAUUGCUGUUUCGACAGAUAUCAAGCCUGGCGCGUCGCCUUGUGGAAUGUGCAGACAAUUUAUGCGCGAGUUUACGACUCCCUCGUUCCCGGUGUAUAUGUAUGACGCCGAUGGGAACUAUACCGUCAAGACCAUGGGUGAGCUUCUGCCGGACUCGUUCGGCCCGGAUGAUUUGCCCCGAUGA
Messenger RNA from Penicillium macrosclerotiorum, 429 nucleotides. Its product is annotated as cytidine deaminase. The transcript has 5 exons. Gene Ontology annotation, molecular function: cytidine deaminase activity; zinc ion binding. Lineage: Eukaryota; Fungi; Ascomycota; Eurotiomycetes; Eurotiales; Aspergillaceae. Gene Ontology annotation, cellular component: cytosol. The coding region runs from base 1 to 429 and encodes 142 amino acids. The record is from RefSeq and is a predicted model, not a curated record.